This is a messenger RNA of Pieris rapae (cabbage white), 1948 nucleotides long. RefSeq names its product protein yellow-like (gene Y-y). The transcript is spliced from 4 exons. The record is from RefSeq and is a predicted model, not a curated record. NCBI's taxonomy places the organism in Eukaryota, Metazoa, Arthropoda, Insecta, Lepidoptera, Pieridae. Gene Ontology annotation, cellular component: extracellular region. Bases 91 to 1554 code for a protein of 487 amino acids.
GGAGAAUUAACUUUUAUAAAGCGGGGGUAAUUCGUAGCACUUUUAGUUCAUUUUAAACAGCUGAAGCUAUUCGAGCUGUAUAUAUUAAAUAUGUUGGCGCGUUUUCUUAUACUCGGCUGCCUAUUGGCCACAAUUUCUGCUACUGUAAAACUGCGGGAACUGUACUCCUGGAAUGUUUUGGACUGGAAUUACCCUGAUUUGUACUCGAAGCAGAGGGAUCUAGACAGUGGGGCCCUGAAUCCUAAAAAUGCCCUUCCAGUUGGUAUCGAGAGAUGGAGGAACAAGCUCUUCGUCAGUGUGCCUAGAUGGUUUCCAGGAAUACCAGCAACAUUGAAUUACAUAUCUCUGGACGCACCAUACGAGCCAUCACCAAAGUUGACACCAUACCCAAGUUUUAAGGAAAAUGAGCUUGGAAACUGUGAAAAUGGUCUGACCACUGUGUACAGAAUCAAGGCGGAUAAAUGCGAUCGUUUAUGGGUUUUAGAUGUCGGUACCUACGGCUAUGAUCCGAAUGUUACCAAUGUCUGCCCGUAUGCGCUUAGCGUUUAUGACUUACACACUAACCAAAGACUAAGAAGAUACGUCUUCCGCUCUGAAGAUAUCGUACCAACCACCUUCAUUGCCAAUAUAGCAUUAGACGAAGGUGACACCUGUGAAGACUACUUCGCCUACUUUUCAGAUGAACUGGGCUACGGUCUGAUCACUUACUCUUGGGAACAAAACAAGUCUUGGCGAUUCAGUCACGGAUUUUUCCUUCCCGACCCCUUAGUUGGUGACUUCAAUAUCGCCGGCAUGAACUUCCAAUGGAUCUCCGAAGGGAUUUUCGGAAUUUCCGCCUCACCAAAAGGACCCGAUGGAUACAGAACUCUCUACUUCAGCCCGAUAACGAGCAACACAGAAUUUGCUGUUUCAACGCGUAUUCUUAGGGAUGAAACUAAAGUUAAAGGAUCUUACAAAGAUUUCAAAGUAGUUGGUUCAAGAGGUCCCGAUACCCACACAACCGCUAAAGUAGUGGACGAAACAGGUGUUCAGCUGUACAAUUUGAUUGAUCAAAAUGCCAUUGGGUGCUGGAACACACAACUGCCAAUGAAACCGCAAAAUACAGCUGUAGUUGAUCGUGAUGAUGUUUCGAUGAUCUUCCCGUGCGACGUUAAAGUCGAUGGAGGACGAAACGUUUGGGUAAUAUCAGACCGAAUGUCUAUAUUCUUAGAGUCUGAAUUGGACUACAGCGAUAUAAACUUCAGAAUUUUCACCGCCAACUUCGAUGAUCUGGUUCGUGGAACAGUCUGUGACCCAUCUAUUACAACAUAUCAACAACCAAACUAUCGCAACUCUAUUCCUAUCUAUCAAAACUUCCCUUCAAGUACACCACGAGGUAUACCAGGUUUUAGAUCUUCGCUUGGCUCAGUAGGUCCACAGAAGUUUAUAAAUGACGCCAAUCCAACUUUUAUUAACUAUAAUGCCCAACAAAGCCAGCCCUAUGUAUUCCCUACUGCAAAAUCCCUGUCUACAACAAGGAACCCCUGGUGGACCACAAAUAAUUAUUCGUAUUAAAUUCGGGGUUUUCAUAUGACGAUGAAAAUUACUGAAUUACAACUAUGAAAUGUAUGCGGGAUAAAUAGUUAUAAUUCAUAUGAAAUGUCUUUAAAGUGUUUAAAGAUCGCAAUUACAUUAUAUGUAUAUACGAUAAGCUUAUUACAGAUUUUGUUUUGAUUUUAAAUCAACGUUUUAUAUUUAAUUGAAAGUACCAAAGACAGUAAAAUGGAUUUUAAGUAUCCUCAAGAAAACAGAUACAGUAUGGAAAAAUUUAACAGACAUCUUAUAUGAAUUAUAAUACCUUUUAGUUCGAUUAAAUAUUAUUUAUUUGUAGUACAUAUGCUAUAAAAUUAUAGCAACAAAUGUUACAACAAAAUGCUUUUUGUAGAUAGCAAUUUUUAUACAUAAGAAA